AUGGAACCAGGAAAUCAAACAAAUGUUUCCGAAUUUUUCCUCCUGGGUUUUUUGCAGGACUCAGAGCAUCAACCCAUCCUAUUCGGGCUGUUCCUGUCCAUGUUUGUGGUCACCGUGCUCGGGAAUCUACUCAUCAUCCUGGCCAUCAGCUCUGACUCCCACCUCCACACCCCCAUGUACUUCUUUGUCUCCAAUUUGUCCUUUGCUGACAUCUGUUUCACCUCCACUACUGUCCCAAAGAUGCUGCUGAACAUCCAGACACAGAGCAAAUCCAUCACUUACGGAGGCUGCAUCAGUCAGAUAUAUUUUUUCAUGGUCUUUGGAGGUAUGGACACUUUUCUCCUCACUGUGAUGGCCUAUGACUGGUUUGUGACCAUCUGUCACCCACUGCACUACCCAGUCAUCAUGAACCCCCACCUCUGUGACCUGCUGGUUCUUGUGUCCUGGUUCAUCAGCCUGUCAUACUCCCUGAUCCAGAUUCUGUUGAUAUUGCGGCUGUCCUUCUGUACCAAUUGGGUAAUUCCACGCUUUUACUGUGAACUUGCUCAGGUCCUCAUGUUUGCCUGCUCAGACACACUCAUCAAUCAUAUCCUACAAUAUAUGAUGACUGGCCUUCUUGGCAUUUUUCCUUUCUCAGGGAUCAUUAUCUCCUGCACCCAAAUUGUCUCCUCAAUCCUGAGAGUCCCAUCAGCUAUUGGGAAAUAUAAAGCAUUUUCUACCUGUGUGUCUCACCUGUCUCUGGUUUCUUUAUUCUUUGGGACAGGCCUGGGUGUGUAUCUCAGUCCUGAUGCAUCUUCCUGGACGGGCAUGAUUGCCUCUUUGAUGUACACUGUGGUCACCCCAAUGCUCAACCUGUGGAACAGGGACAUCAAGAGGGCUCUACAAAAUGUUCUCAGGAGAACACUCUAUGUUCAGUGA
Molecule: messenger RNA, 918 nt
Organism: Diceros bicornis minor
Lineage: Eukaryota; Metazoa; Chordata; Mammalia; Perissodactyla; Rhinocerotidae
Product: olfactory receptor 7A5-like
Exons: 1
Coding region: 1-918 (305 amino acids)
Biological process (GO): G protein-coupled receptor signaling pathway
Cellular component (GO): membrane
Molecular function (GO): G protein-coupled receptor activity; olfactory receptor activity
Source: RefSeq, a predicted model, not a curated record